AUGCCGUGGAGGCACUCCCUUCCGUUCCUUCUGCUAUUGUUAGCUGGAUCUGCUUUAGCCCAUGUUCGAUUAACAUACCCAUUAGCAAGAUCACCUUCACUAGACUUUUUUUCAAGCCGUAACUCACAAGGAGCCUGUGGUACUCUCAAGCCAGAAGGAAAUGACGGUGUACGAACUUAUUUGGAAGCUGGUUCAAUUAUCGACAUUGAAUGGUUCACGGCUAUUCCACAUAUGGGAGGAAUUCGAUUGGAAGUUUUAAACGCCCUCGAUGAGCCAAUUGCUAUUUUCACUAAUUUCCGUGAUGAAUACAAUGUGACUCAAACAUCCAAGAGUGUUGAAUUACCUCCUCACUUCGAAUGUAUGAACUGCGCGAUCAGAUUAACUCAUCAAGCUACAGAGUAUGGAGACGACUACUUCUUCUACAGUUGCGCUGAUGUGAACAUCGUAAAAGCAAUCCCCGACGGUGACUCAUGCCUUGGAAGAGGUAAACGUGUCGGAGGAAAAUGUGAAUGUACACAGGGUUACACUGGAAGCCAAUGCCAACACGCCGAAGAAUGCACUUCAAAUGAUGAUUGCGGUGUUCAAGGAGUUUGCAAGAAAAACGCUGAUGAUCCAAAAUCACAAUGUUUCUGCCCUAUUGGACGACAUGGCGAACGCUGCGAAAAAGAAUCGAACGUGUUCCGUUCUCUUUCUGACUUCGAUGAGUCCUUGUACAACAUGAGGGAGGCUAAAGACAAUAAAAUCUAUUGGAGAAUUCUCAGGGAUGAAAUCGAGAUGGUUCUUCGUUAUCCGGGACAAUCUUGGGCCGCUAUCGGAGUGAAACCAACAGAUUUCGUUUGUGAAUCUAUCAUUCCUCUUGCCGAUUCCAAAUCUCAUUUGAGAAAGAUCGAAAUCAAGGUUCCUGAACAUACUGCUGUUUCAAACAACAGUGUCAUUCAAAAUGCUGUGGAUAGAGAGUCGACUGACAGUGGUGAACAGUGCUCUCCAAAUGAAGUUUGGACUGAAUGCGCUGAAACUUCUCGUGAUUGUGAAGCUUCUUGCGAUUGGACUCGCUUCCCAGAAACUAUUCCAAACUGUCCAAGACAGUGCGGAACUCCAAGAUGUGUUUGUAAAGAGGGCUACGUCCGCAUGACAAAUGAGGAAGAUGCUUGUGUUCCUUUCGAAUUCUGUGACAAGGAGCAAGAACCAUCUUGCCCUUCGAACUCUACUUUCGCUAAAUGUGGAACAGCUUGUGAGCCAAGUUGUGCCAACAUGUACGACACUGCUCCUUGCCCAGCUUCUUGCGAAAAACCAGAUUGUACCUGCGCAGAUAACUAUGUUCGUCACAAUGGUCAAUGCAUUUAUUGGGGAGAUUGUCCAGACCUGGAUAGUCAUUUCCACACAGAUGAAUCCGAGUCUUCGACUGAAGUCGUCAAGAGCUCUCAACCUGUAACAGUUGAAGUUAGAGCGGAAUCAAGCACCAACGCCCCUGUCACCAUGACAACUUCACGUUUCAAAUCUGUACCUAUCGUUCCUCUUACCUGUGGAGUUAACGAGACAAUCAACGAAUGCGGAAACGUUUGUGAAGCUGACUGUCAGACUAUUUUCACUAGAGAUGAAUGUAAUGAAUGUGGAGAUCCUGGGUGUGCUUGCUUACAAGGUCAUGCUCGUAAUGCUGAAGGAUUAUGCGUGUACUGGGGAGAAUGCCCUAUGGAAACCACAACUUCUUCAACUAUACCACCAAGCUCUACAACUUCUGCUCCUCGCACAACUCAAAGAAAAGACAUGAAGCCUAAAGUAGAUGGUGACGUCUGCUAUGGCGAGUUCCGUUUCCCACCAGGAUGCCAACUUGAAUGCCAAUACAAACUCAACUGGAACUAUGUUGAAGAUUCUGACGAUAUUGAGUUUUCUUUGGAAACUAAAAUGGCUAUCAAUUCAUGGACUGGAGUUGGAUUCAGCGCUGAUGGAACAAUGGUUGGAGCUGAUAUGAUUAUUGUCAAAUCUUUCAAUGGUGAACUGUCUGUUCAUGACAUGACCAGUGAUGGAUAUGGAGCUCCAAAGCUUGAUGAACAGAAUGAUGUUACUUCGGUAGUUGGAACACAUGAAAACGGAAUGCUUCGUGCCCAAUUCAUUCGUAAGAGAAAUACCGGAGACAGUGCUGACAAACAGUUCACUUCUGAGUGCUGGAAACUAAUGUUCCCAGUUACCGGGGGAAAGUUGGAUGAGAGCGGAAACGUAACAAUUCAUGUGGACACACCAGUUGUCUCAGAUAGACAGGUCUGCAUCCGCAACUGCAAUGAAGACAAAAAACCAAACUCUGUUGUUAACCAAGCUAAAUGCGACACUGAGUACAGAUAUCCAAUCGAUUGCAAAGAUUCUGAUUGUGAAUACAUUGCUAGAUGGAAUUAUAUUUCUGUCAAUAAGGAGGUACAGUUCAACAUUUCAAGUAGAAACAUGGGACGUUGGACUGGAAUCGGAUUCUCGAGAGACGGCCAGAUGACUAACAGUGAUAUCUACACCGGAUGGGUUUAUGAGAACAAAGCUUUCAUAACUGAUCGUUUUGCCUACGGACGCCAACUUCCAGCCAUUGAUCCUGCUGAUCGCCAAGACAUCUAUGACAUCAGUGGUUCCAUGAUUGAUGACAUGCAGACCAUCUCCUUCAAGCGCAAAGUAAUCACCUCAGAUCCGCUUACCGAUUUCCCAUUGGAUGAAUGCUACUACUUCAUGUAUCCAAUCGGAGGUGGUCGUGUUAUUGCCAAGAAAUCUAGCGAUUUCAGCAACCCUCGUACUCCAAUUGGUUAUCACGAUUUGUACCAGCCACGCGUUAGUACAAACAAAAUCUGUCUCUGUGAUGAAAAAGGAGUGUCUAUAGCUGUUGAUAAGAAGCCAAUUCGGGUCAGAGUCCGUAGACAAGCUCUCCAAGUGUCCACUCCAAAACGUGGAAAUGAUAUGGAAUGUACUGAUAUGGUUGUCGGAGCUGUUAUUGAUGGAAGAGGAAGAGUGAAAGAUUUCUAUUCUCCAAGUAAAGCUACUCCACGCCCUGACAGCUUCUUCGGAGGAGAAGAAUCUCUACAAUCAUCUGCCGCCUUCUUCGAAGAUGGAAUCACAACCGUCGUCUUCAGAAGAAAACUGAAGAGCGAAGACAAAUAUGAUCACUCCAUUGCCCCAGGACCAAUGACUGUCAUUUGGGCUAAGGGAGCUGAUGUUGAGAACUACCAACAUACUACCGGAGGACCAGCUAUCCAAGCUGAUCCAAAUUUCUUCAUUUCCGGACUCUUCAAAUACCACGGCAAAAAUCAACGUGGAAGUUUGACUGUUGACUUCUUCGAAGACAAGAAAGUUGAGCCUACCGAGCACGGAAUCCAUCUCACUCAAUCUACCUGCACCGGAACCUAUUCUCACCCAGACAAAUGUGUAGGAGAUUCAUGCGAAUACGUCAUCUCAUGGAUGAGUGAUGGAACCACCGCAAGAUUCACUGUUAAGACCUCAUUACGUGAAAGUGAAUGGUCUGCUCUUGGUUUCUCUACGGACGGAAGCAUGGCUCAAUCUGAUGUUAUCAUCAUGGGAAGCCAAGAUGGAUUAGCUACCGUCACAGAUCAAUUCAUGCCUCAUUACGGAAGACCUGUAGUUGAUGAGCAACAAGAUAUCUUUGAUGUCGAAACCUCGUACAACAAUGGAGUUCUCAUUGCCAACUUCUCUCGUGAACUCUUCAGCGAAGACAAAGAUGACAUCAAUCUCCAGAAAUGCGUUUACCUUCUGUACACGCCAACUGCCGGUAUUAUUGAGAAGAGCGGAGAACUCCGUAAACAUGCUGAAACACCUGUUGUUAGUAAUAAUAAGAUUUGUCUCGGAACUUGCUCAGUUGACAAGACUAUCACCACUGAACAUACUCCUAAGACCUCUGAUGCUACUACAGCUACUCCAACAUCUGAGUUCACCGAGAAGGUCACAGAGAAAACUCCUGAAAAGAAGAGACCUGUGCCAACAUCCACUUCUACUUCAACUGCUCUUCCUACCCAACCAGUUGAUACAACUCUCGUUCUCAAACCAACAGUUCAAAUGCCACCUCUCAUCAAAAAACCAGCUUACACUGUCUAUGAACCAACUGAGGCUGUCAAAUCCCGCUACCGUCUUUGGGUUCGUAUUCUCAACCGCGAAUAUAUUCCUGCUCUUGCUGAUCCUCAAACUGAGUAUUACCAAAGCUUCACAAAACAAGUCACAUCAGCUAUUAACGAAAUGUUGGAUAAGAGAUGGAAGGGAAUGCAAGUUUCCAAGAUCUUCGAGUAUUCCAAGGGCUCUGUUAUUGCAGAAUUCGAGGUUGUAUCCACUAAAGCGGUUCCAAGACCUAUUGAAGUCAAGAGUCUUUUGGAAGAAAAUGCAAUUCGUGGAAAGAUUGGUGAUUUGGCCAUCGAACCUAGCACUGUAAAGGCUAGAGAAAUUGAGAAUCCAAUCAUGGAGGCUUCUAUGUCUCCCGAUCUUCUGAGAAACAUAAUCAUCAUUGGCAGUGCUUCCAUUCUGCUCAUUUUGGCAAUCGCUUGUACAUGCUGUUUGAUUUGUAAAUGUAGAUCCACAAGACGUUAUAACUCUUAUCCAAUUCCUCAUCCAGCUUAUCCUUAUGGAACAAUGGGAGUGAAAAAAGCUCCUUUGGGCUUCGAUAAUGCUGCUUAUCAUCCACGCCAUUAUUCUCAGACCACAACAGCUUCUACGAAACCAAGUGGACAACCAAGUCCACCUGGUCCAGAAGAGGGAGUUCCUGAUGGAGUAGGAGAAACCACAUAUCAAGAGUGGUAUUCAAAGGUUGGAUCGAAAUCACAGCAACAUGAAGAAGCUUUAUCAGCUCCUCCUCCACCUGUGCCUUCAGGCACUCGGCCACCCUCGACACAGCCCUAUGUAUCUUACCCCAACGAUCCAUCUGCCUAUUAUACACUGGGCGGCGAGCAUCGAACAUCAGUCAAUCGCGAACAAACUGGACAAGCUCAACCAAAGUUGUAUCGUUAUUAA
Molecule: messenger RNA, 4980 nt
Organism: Auanema sp. JU1783
Lineage: Eukaryota; Metazoa; Nematoda; Chromadorea; Rhabditida; Rhabditidae
Source: the annotation of a GenBank genome assembly